AUGAGACUAUCCACCGGAGAUACAUCACAGGACAAAAGAGAUGAAAUAGAGGAGUUCGAAAAAUGGAUUCUUGAUAUUGGAAAUGGUAAAGCACCAGCAAUCAGCUUGGAUGGAUCGGAAGACAAGGAUUGGAUACAGAUACCAUCAGAUUUACCGAUUCACUGUAAAGAGAAUCACAUUCAAACAAUAGUAGACACCAUGUAUCCAGAUUUUUUGAAGAAAAUGCAGGAUAAGAAUUACCUUGCUGAACGGAGUAUACUGGCGUCCACAAAUGAGUAUGUUCACAAGAUAACUAAACAUGUCUUAUCAUCUGUACCAGGAAAAGAGCAUACGUAUUUAAGUGCAGAUUCAAUUGGACCAGAAUCAUCAGAAUUUCACUCAAGUGUUGUUUUCUACGACAAAGAAUUCAUCAACAAGCAUGAGGAAUCUGGAAUGGCAAUCCACAAAUUAACUCUAAAGGUUGGAGUACCAAUUAUGCUUCUGCGAAAUCUUAGCAACGCGGAUGGACUAUGCAAUGGAACAAGUUUAAUUGUCACCCAAUUAGGAGAAACAGUCAUUGAAGCUGAAAUACUCACAGGUCUAGGUACUGGAAAUACAGUUUUCAUACCACGGAUAAUUAUGACUACACCUGAGACAAGUUUACUAUUUAUUCUACAUAGAAGGAAAUUUCCAGUAAGAAUUUGCUAUGCCAUGACAAUAAAUAAGAGUCAGGGACAAAGCCUACUAAAUGUGGGGGUUUACUUGGAAGAACCUGUUUUUUCGCAUGGUCAACUUUAUGUGGCGAUUUCAAGAACCACUAGAAGACAAGGCUUAAAAAUAUUGAUCAAGAAGAAUGGGAAAGAACCUGACGGGUGUACACAAAAUAUUGUGUUUGAAGAGAUAUUUCAAAAUAUCUUAAAUUAA
Molecule: messenger RNA, 903 nt
Organism: Papaver somniferum (opium poppy)
Lineage: Eukaryota; Viridiplantae; Streptophyta; Magnoliopsida; Ranunculales; Papaveraceae
Product: ATP-dependent DNA helicase PIF1-like
Exons: 2
Coding region: 1-903 (300 amino acids)
Source: RefSeq, a predicted model, not a curated record